UGCUGCUUCGAUUUCUUCUGCUAUGGAUGCUCUGUUUUCCUUUUGUUUCCUGUGAAGCUGGUCAAGCACCAUUUGCUAUGCGGUUAAGCUGUGGGGCUAGUCAAAAUGUUCAAACAAUACCAACCACUACCCUUUGGCGUAAAGAUUUUGGAUAUAUUGGAGGCAUAGCCACAAAUGCAACUCGUCCAAGUUACAUUACCCCACCACUCAACACUCUCCGCUUUUUCCCCUUGUCUGAAGGUCCUGAAAAUUGUUACAACAUUAAUGGAGUGCCAAAGGGUCACUACUCAGUCAGGAUCUUUUUUGGACUUGUUAGUCAGUCUAGAGAUAUCAGUGAACCUCUAUUUGACGUCUCUAUUGAAGGCACUCAAAUAUAUUCUUUGAAAUCAGGUUGGACCAAUCACAAUGAUCAAGUAUUUGCCGAGGCCCUAGUGUUUCUUACGGAUGAUUCUGUUUCAAUCUGUUUCCAUAGCACUGGUCAUGGAGAUCCAGCAAUCCUUUCUAUCGAGAUUCUUCAAAUCGAUGAUAAAGCUUAUUAUUUUGUUCCGCAAUGGAGCCAAGGGAUAAUACUUAGAACAGUUAAAAGACUGAGUUGUGGUUUUGGCCAAUCAGGAUUUGGCAUAGAUUAUGGUGGGGAUGCCAGGGGAGGGGACAGAUUUUGGCAAGGCAUUAAAAGUUUUGCUCAGGAUUCAGAUCGACCGAGAUCUGUCGAAAGUAGAAUAAGUCAGGCUUCACAUCCACCAAACUUCUAUCCAGAAUCUCUUUAUCAGUCAGCGCUUGUUAGUACUAAUAGGCACCCUGAUUUAACAUAUACAUUGGAGGUGGAUCCCAACCGAAACUAUUCUAUUUGGUUACAUUUUGCAGAGAUUGAUAAUUCAGUGACUGGUGUGGGGCAAAGGGUCUUUGAUAUUAUGAUAAACGAUGAUCGUGCUUUCAAAGAUGUUGACAUUGUAAAAUUGAGUGGGGAUCUUUAUACUGCCCUUGUGCUUAAUACAACUGUUGGCGUUGAUGGGAGGACUCUGACAAUUACAUUGAGCCCAAAGGAAGGUGAUCUCGCCAUAAUCAAUGCCAUUGAGAUAUUUGAGGUUAUAAUGGCUGAGUCAAAAACUUUAUCGGAGGAAGUUAAGGCUUUACAAACAUUGAGGACAGCACUGGGGCUUCCGCCCAGGUUUGGGUGGAAUGGUGAUCCAUGUGUUCCUCAGCAACAUCCAUGGAGUGGAGUGGAUUGCCAAUUAGACAAAAGUAGCGGCAGCUGGGUCAUUGAUGGACUUGGUCUUGACAAUCAAGGUCUGAAGGGUUACUUGCCAAAUGACAUAUUCAGACUAGCUAAUCUACAGAUCCUAAAUUUGAGUGGAAACAGCAUCCAUGGAGCAAUUCCAUCCUCACUUGGUACAAUAACUAGCCUGCAAGUGCUUGAUCUGUCCUAUAACAUUUUCAAUGGAUCAAUUCCAAAUAGCCUAGGACAGUUGACAUCAUUACAAAGACUGAAUCUUAACAGCAACAUCCUGUCUGGAAGGGUCCCAGCAACUCUUGGAGAAAGACUGCUGCACAGAGCCAGCUUCAAUUUUACUGACAAUGCAGGUCUGUGUGGUAUACCUGGAUUGCCUUCAUGUGGACCUCAUCUUUCUUCCGGGGCCAAAAUUGGCAUUGGCUUAGGUGCUUCUUUUAUAUUUCUCCUUCUUAUUACCUGUUCAGUUUGUUGGUGGAAAAGGAAGCAGAAUAUCCUCCGAGUUCAGCAAAUUGCAGGUAAGGGAUAUUCGGCAGCAGCUCCGUAUGCAAAAGCAAAGACCCAUUUUACACGUGACGUUCAGAUGACAAGGCCUCUUAAUCAUGGCAACACCCGCAUUGCUGCUGAGAGUGGGCCUAUCUUGCUUUCAUGA
This is a messenger RNA of Gastrolobium bilobum, 1880 nucleotides long. Its product is annotated as receptor-like protein 4. The transcript is spliced from 9 exons. Gene Ontology annotation, molecular function: protein binding. The record is from RefSeq and is a predicted model, not a curated record. Bases 27 to 1880 code for a protein of 617 amino acids. NCBI's taxonomy places the organism in Eukaryota, Viridiplantae, Streptophyta, Magnoliopsida, Fabales, Fabaceae.